Messenger RNA from Paramecium pentaurelia, 303 nucleotides. The record is from the annotation of a GenBank genome assembly. NCBI's taxonomy places the organism in Eukaryota, Ciliophora, Oligohymenophorea, Peniculida, Parameciidae.
AUGUUUAGCUUAAGUUGCUAAGAGUGGAUUCUGUAAACUGAUGAAGGUAGAUGUGUUCCUAGAUCUACAUGUGUUUUUUAUCGAAGUGAAGCAGCUUUUAAAAAGGGUUAAGUUGAGGUCCCAAGUGAAUUUGAUGUAACAGUUGAAGCAACAACAAGAACUAAAUCAUACUAAUCUAAAGAAUACAUAAAAAUCAAAGCAUCUCCAAAAAACGCUUAUGUUAUUAAUGAACUCAAUUUUGUAAAAUUAAGUUAGAUGUGCCUGUUCUAAGAAUAAAUUAUCAUGCAAAUCAAGAUGAUCUGA